UUUUGUGACUGUAGUGGAAAAGAAGACCGAUAGUUUUUUUAUAGCCUUGUUUGAGUUUCUGUGGGGGAAAGACAUGUUUUGCGGAGGAAAAGUAAAGUGUGAGUCCGGACCGCGCAGUCGUCAAAGCCGACAGCCAAGGGAUGUUACCGAGAGUUGUGCCAGCCUCCUCAUCAGCAAAAUAGGACCAUAAAUCUUCCUGUGGCGAAGGGGGAAAGCUCUGUUUGGCCUGCAAUACAGAGGACAGGAGAACAGGGGACAAGGAAAAGAAGAGGGAGACAGCAAAAGGAGUGCCUUAGGAGUGAAAGAGAGGAGCGCAACAACAUCUGCACUUUGUGAACAGCGAAGAAGAGAUGAGACCACUAAAGAAGCACAGAGGGCGUUCACCCCCGUUAACGAGAGGCAGAGGGGGGAAAAGGAGAGGAGGCUCGCAGCCCCUCCAAGAGAAAGACCCCAAAAGAGUCAAGAGGGAGACGCUCGUCAAAACCACACAGCAUACACCCAACAUCCCCGCACGCAAACAGACCCCGCCAACAGCCCUGAACACUAACGAAGAACCAAUCACAAAUAGCAAUACCCCCAGGGGGGAGGAGGCGACUGAGCUGAGGAAACCUGUGGAGUCAGGAGAGAAAAUAGCACAGAAGGCAGACGAAAAGACAGAAAAGGAGAAGAUAGUUGGCACGAAUGGAAAUAAUCUUUUGGCCAUUAAUACUGUAGCAUUUCCUCCCUCUGCCCCGACGCCACUCUCCACAGCCACGCCCCCUCCGGCCACCAAUCACAUCCCCAGUGUAGGCUCAGUCUCUAGUAGGAAAACAGCCACAUUCAAGGCUCGUAUACCCAAGAAAAAAUACACAUAUGAGCACUUUGCUAACAAUGCCCUGACCACCAUUACUACCUCCAACCCUGCACUCAUACACAACAGUUACUGCACUAUUAAUAACAGAAUCAGUGGUAUUAUUAAUGCGCCCAAUAAUAAUUCCAAAAACAUUAUAACAAAUUAUAAAAGCAUCAAUAGUACUACGAGUAACACUACAAGUGGCAUUAACAACAUGACUAACAGUAGUGCUGGGAGCCAUACUUUUAUCAAUAGCAGUAAUAGUAGAAGUAAUACUUGCUCAGGUAAUCAGCCAUCAGUGCUAACUGUGGAUAGUAAAGCUACAGAAGCAAACCAUUUUGUUUCCACGGAGGACAAAGCCCUCAGGACAGCAGAUUCCCAGGAAAAAGAUUCCCAAGCUAGGGAAAAUGAGUCAGAGGGGGCCCCUCACUCAGCACGCUCCUCAUCCACCGACACAGCCAGCGAGCACUCGGCUGACCUGGACGCGAUGGAAGCAACAGGACCAAACCUUCAUCAAAAGAACUCCCACUACCCAGCUCCUCUCCAUAAGUCGCACCAUAAGUCGCCCAGUCUGUCAGAGGGACUCGCUGAAGCUCUGGCCAAAGGCAUGAAGAACCAGAGAGUUCUUGCUCGCCGGCCAAAGAGGAGAAUGAACAAUGGGGGUGACUCUUUGACUUUAUCACCUGCGUUCAGACCAGGGGUGGUGCGUGGUGUGAGUGGAGAAACAGUUGAAGUGCAGCUCCAAGGAGAGGAGACCCUUGUUAAAUACCCUUUCCAUGGUGGGACUGUAAUGGCAUCACCUUCAGGGGCUGAGAGCACUGUGGAGUUCAUUUUGGACGCCCCCCCGCCCGGCCUGGCACCUGUGGCUGUCAGGACCCAAGUAUGCGUGCCCUUUGGGGGAGAUGAGGGGGGUCCUCUGCUGUACAGAGAGGGGGUUGUCAUUCAGGUGGACCCCCACCCCGGUGUGUCAUUUCCUUACCAGGUGCUCCUGAGUGAAGACGCAGAGACUCUCGGGGAAGAGAAAGAGGGGAGGAAAGCUCUGGCUGUGUGGGUGUCCCGACAAAGUCUUAGGCUCCUCACCCCUCCCUGGGAGGUCCAACAGUUGGACGGAGGGAGGGCCAAAGAGAGAGAGCGGGAGAGGGAAAGGGAGGAGAGGGAGCGGAGGGAGGAGAUGGAGGUCGAAAGGGAAGUGUGCCAGUUGAGUAUUGGGAUGGGGGUGCUGGGAGGGGGAGCAAGGUUGGGCCAUGGUUUCUCACAUGAAGGGGUUGCAGGAGGGCAUCCCUAUGGUAACGCACUCCCGACCCCCCACUCCUCCACUGCGUCAUCUAGCGUCGCCGGCAGCACAGUUCAUGGAGAAAACUCCGCCAACAGAGAGAGAGAGAAGCAGCCCGACACUCCGGAAGAGGACGUCGAGGUGUCCCGUUUUAGCACUGCUGGUCCCAAGACAAACGACGACACCUCUGAGCACCGACACAUCAUCUCCAAGUCCAGUCGCUACCCCCCCUCCUCCCCCCACCUCUCUGUGGUGCGAGGCCUGGGACCCCCUCACCCCUCCACCCUCGCCAGCCCACAGCCACCCCAUUCCCCGGCCUUAUUGGUCUCUGAAAUGAGCCCGACCACACCUAACCUACCUCCAUCAAAGACCACUCCCACUCAGACCCCUACUCCCACUUCUGGUGUGGGGUCCUCCUCUACCUCCUCUCGCUCCAGGACCCCCCUCUCAUUGGCUCAGCAGAAAUACAAGAAGGGCGACGUGGUGUGCACCCCCAACGGGAUCCGUAAGAAGUUCAACGGGAAGCAGUGGAGGAGGCUGUGCUCCAGGGAGGGAUGCAUGAAGGAGUCCCAGCGCCGGGGCUACUGCUCCAGACACCUGUCCAUGAGGACCAAAGAGAUGGAGGGAGGAGGGGGGGGAGGCAGCAGCUCAGGGACAGUCACCCCUGACCUGCGGGGGAGAGCCAGCAGUGAGUUUGAGUGGGAUGACACCUCAAGAGAGAGCAGCGAGGCAGGUAGCAGGGGAGACUCCAGACCCCACUUAGUUCUCCCGUCCAUCCUCCCCCAUGACCUCUCGUCCCGCUUUGACUUCGAUGAGUGUGAGGCCGCCACCAUGUUAGUGUCUUUAGGGAGCUCUCGAUCUGGCACCCCCUCUUUUUCUCCCAUCUCCAACCAGUCGCCCUUCUCACCCGCACCUUCUCCCUCUCCCUCCCCACUGUUUGGCUUCAGGCCGGCCAACUUCUCCCCGAUUACCGCCUCCCCCAUCCUGCAGCACCGGAGGCACAGGCAGCCCAGCGGGACAGGGGGGGGAGGAGCAGGGGGGAGUAAGGUAUCAGCUGGAGGAGGAGAAAGGGAGAGACACACUUCAGGUAUCCAGCCCUCCUUCCACAGCAACCUGAUGUUUACGGUCCCCAUGAGCCCCAGCAAACGAAAGCCCGACGCGCCUCUUCCUCCUCCCCUCCCCUCACACCACCAUGAUUACACACCCAAGACGGAGCAGGAGUCGGGGGACCUCAACAGCUCCUUCAGGGUGCUGUCGCCUCACACACAGGCUUCCCGCACACACACACCCACCUUCUCCCGACCCAGAGGAGUGACAACCCCCUCCAGCAGGCCACCGUCCUCUACUAAUGUCUCCCCUCCUCCUCUGCUGGUGUCCCCGACCCCUCCUUCUCCCCUCACUCCAGACGGAGGGCCCCGUCGUGUGGUCCCUGUAUCCCAACAGGCCUUGCGUGACUCCCCUGUCAUUGUGAGAAAUCCCGAAGUCCCACUGGCCAAAUUUACAGAGUGUGGAAACGAGGGAGGGGGAGAUAAAAGUUCAUCUAAAGACCUCACACCCCUCACCCCUCAGUCAAUUCAGGGCCUCCAGGUUCCCGUCCCCAUUAACGCUGCUGCAGCCACAGUACCUAAUGGCACAAUUCUGCUGCGGAGCCCGUCCCAAACUCUGGUGCUCGCGUCCCCGACCCCCUCUUCCCUGCCCACCGCUGACCCCCCCGCCACCCCCCUGCAGGCCCUGUCAGUUACCGUUAGCACAACAGUCACAGCUCCCGCUCCCAGCAGCACGGACACCUCUGUGGACGAGAACAGGGGGACCGGGUUUGGGGGUGAGGUCCAACAGCCGGUCCCCUGUCACCCCUCUCCCACCGCUCUGCUGCCCCUGAUCCUUCCUGCCGAAAACCUUCACCCCGCCCCACGGAAGGACAUCAUCAUGGGACGUCCCGGCACAGUGUGGACCAACGUAGAGCCCCGUUCAGUUCCAGUCUUCCCCUGGCAUUCAUUGGUCCCCUUCCUGGCACCCACCCAAUCAGAUGCUUCUUCUCUGCCAGGAGAGGGCCAGCACCCUGUCAACCACCCCCAAGCUGCCAGUAUGAAGACAGACUGUCAGGGGGUGGCAGCACAGUCACAAGAGCCUGCAGAGGCACCUCCCAUGGUAGAGAGAGGUCCUCCAUCCCGGCCUACCCCCUCUUCUGAUGAGCCGCCUCCAGAGAAGGAGAAAGGCGAUGCGGAGAGGGAGAGGCCAGACAGCGAAACAGAGAGUGACGUGGAUGACCCCUUUCUCCCAGGCGUGGUACCAGAGCCUCCCCUCGCUAUAUCACCCGUGAAGAGACGCACUCAGUCCCUCAGUGCGCUGCCCAAAGAUGGAGAUAAGAGCAGCCCUGGAAAGAGGGAGAAGGACCACAUCCGGCGACCAAUGAAUGCAUUUAUGAUUUUCAGUAAGCGCCAUCGAGCAUUGGUGCACCAGCGGCACCCGAACCAGGACAACAGGACAGUCAGCAAGAUCCUUGGGGAGUGGUGGUAUGCCCUGGGACCCAAAGAGAAACAAAAGUAUCAUGAUUUAGCUUUCCAGGUGAAAGAGGCCCACUUUAAGGCCCACCCGGACUGGAAGUGGUGCAACAAAGACAGGAAGAAGUCCAGCUCUGAUGGCCGUGGGGUCCCGGGGGGGAAAGACAUCCGAGAGAGGAGCAUGUCUGAGUCUACAGAGCCCCAUUCUGUGGAGAUGAAGGGGGUUGGGCCUGGUCUGGUGGGAGUGUGUGAAAGAAGCGCAGCAGAAGGUCAUGUGGGUCAGCUCACCCGACCCCGGGCCUUCUCUCAAAGCGCCGUGCACAGCCUGGAGCGCAGUGACAGGGGGAACACACAGGCUCUGGCAGAACUGGCACAGAUGUGUGGGGAUGGUGGCAGUCAGUAUCCGAGUCAUGCCCCGCCCCUGUCUCGGUCCCAGCGGGGGGUCAGCGAGGAUAUGACCAGUGAUGAGGAGCGCAUGGUAAUCUGUGAGGAAGAGGGAGAUGACGAUGUCAUUGAGGACCCUUAUCCUAGCAGCUCCAUAGACCUCAAGUGUAAGGAGCGGGUGACUGACAGCGAUAGUGAGAAUGGUUCUGGAGAUGAAAGUGAUCGCAAGAGGGUUUUCGCUCCAGUCAUUUGCUCCUCGUCUUCCUCACAUCAUGCCCCGCAUGGCAGGAGUGUCUCACUGUCCUCUUACCCCAGCAGCAAGCGUUAUGAGGAGGGGCGAUCAGGAGGGGGAGGGUUUUCAGAUCACAGGAGGAAGGACAGAGGAGGAGGAGGAGGAGGAGGAGGAGGAGAGGUUAAGGACACAUUUGGGGGAGAAGGUGGAGGAGGAGGAGUGCAAGCCACAUCUCUCUCCCUCACUUCUGGCCAAUCAGUCAUCACCACUUCUUCAGCUGGAGGGCAUCACCCCUCCAUGGUAGGAUCACUGGGCGGGACCUUUCUCCCGGGCAUGGGUGCUGUGAGGGUGGCGUCCACGGUGGUGACCAAUGUGAUGCGUCCUGUCAUCAGCACACCGCUGCCCAUCGCCAGCAAAUCCAGAGACGGAGGCACAUCGUCCAGCCCUCAUCCGCCAGAGAGGAAGUCCCUGACUCCCCAACAGCAGCCGCACUUUCUGAUUGGAUCAGGAGGCGGUUUGCCAGCCACAGGGGGUGGGUACUACUCUUCAUCAUCACCUCAUCCUUUAGGUGCAGGCCAUGGUGGUGUCGUGACCAAUUUGGUGUUAGGAGGGGCUCUGUCUGCUCAGCCUGCUGUACAGCUCCUCACCCCCUCCCACCACCAGCAGCAAGCCUUCCCCUCCUCCGCUGUGUCUCAUAGCCAAACCAACGGGCCCCUGCCUCUCUCCCUGCUUCAUCCCCAGUUCCUUCCCGCCUCUUCCCUAGCCUCACACGGGGGUAAGGCCAUCACACAAGUCCAGUACAUCCUGCCCACCCUACCUGCCAACACCCACCCCAAGAGUCCUCCUCAGCAUCUCAGCCAGCCAACCAGUAACUUCAACCUGCCCCCAGCUCCACCCACACACAUGUCUCUGGCCAAUGGGAAGCAGCAGGGGUCCGGAUACACGUCCAGCUCUGCAGUGGGAGUGGUCAGCCCGGGGUCUAGAGUGCAAACACAAUCUCCAGUGCUCCAGGGCAAAAUGUUUGUUCCCAUGGCAACAGUACGGACAGCGCCAGCUCCACCCCUUCCUGUCCAGAACGGCGCUCAGACGGGAAGCAAGAUCAUCCAGAUAGCUCCCAUGCCUGUGGUCCAGUCCCAGCUGCCUCAGGGCGGAGCGGUCCAUCCUGCCAGCCCCUUCCCUAUCUCAGUGGGCACGGCUGCUCCAGGAUCAGCCCCCUCCCAGACUUUACUCCUGCCACCAGCUCCUACCAGGAUCACCUAUGUCCAGUCCACUCCAGGGGUCUCAUCCACUCUGGUCUCCACGACAACAGGCUCCUCCGUCACCCAUCAAGCGCUGCCGGUGUCUGGAUCUGCCUAUGUGCCAUCGCCCCUGGCAACACUGGGGUUCACCGCCAUCGCACCUCCUGGACAGACCCUGGUGCAGCCGCUGAUCUCAGGUCAGCCUCCGCUCCUGGCCCCCUCUCAGUCUCCUCAGCCCUGCACCUCGGCUCCUGUCUCGGGCUCCGGGGCCCAGAUAGUCACCGCCAUCUACCGUCCUCCUUCCCCAAAUGUUACCAUGGCAACAGGGAUGGUCUCCAUGACAGCCGUGCCCUCCAGCGUGGUCUAUUCGGUCUCCAGUGCUUCCCCUCACAUCCUGUCCAAACACACAGCAUCCCCCGGCACUGUCACGCACACACACCAACACUCAGAGAUGCUGAUGCAUUCAGACAGGCAUGCGGAGAGGCAGACCUCCAGCAGCUCAGCGGCCCCCCCCAGUGGCUCAGCUGUGAGACCCUGCAGUCCUCCUCUUCAGAGCCAAACACCGGGCAGUGCACCGGGAACACCCAAACUAAUACAGCUCUCUGUCAGGACCCCUCAGAAGGUGAAGGCGACGGUGGCGAACAUCCCCGUGGGCAGCUACGAGGGAGGGGGCCGGGGGAAGGAGAGAGAGAGGGAGAAAGACAGGGAGAGGGGGAGAGAGAGGGAGAGAGAGAGAGAAGCUGCUGCCGCCUCCAGUCGCUUCUCGUUUGACGCUGAGCUGCCGGGGCAGACGGCGUCUCCAUCGACACAUCCUGCGGAGGAGCCCCCCGCCUCAGAAAGACCCCAGGAGGGGGCUGCAGACCCCCCCGACACACGGCACAGAGAGGGCACAAACAAAGAGGGUGGAUGGAAGGAGUCUCUCCCCUCCUCACCUGCGCCUCCUCCCGCCUCUGACCCCCCUCCGCCCCCCCCACCCACUGAGAAAGACGGUCCUACACCCAAGAAAGUCAAAAUGCGCCCUCCGCCCCUCAAGAAGACCUUUGACGCUGUGGACAAGUCUGGCAGGGUGCUGUCGGAGGUUUACUUCGAGGAGCGCUUUGCGGAGCUGCCAGAGUUUCGUCCUGAGGAGGUGUUACCCUCCCCCACCCUGCAGAGCCUCGCCACCUCGCCCCGCGCCAUCUUGGGCAGCUACCGGCGCAAGAGGAAGAACUCCACAGACCUGGACUCAGCCACUGAUGAGCAAGUCUCUCCGAAGAGAAAGAGCCGGCGGCGCUCGAGCUGCAGCUCCGAGCCCAACACGCCCAAAAGCGCCGCCAAGUGUGAGGGAGACAUCUUCACCUUCGACAGAGCAGCCACAGACGGAGAAGACAUCCUGACAGACAUGGAGUUCGACAAGGUGCCGUACUCGUCCCUGAGGAGAACUCUGGACCAGAGGAGAGCGCUGGUGAUGCAGCUGUUCCAGGAGCAGGGCUUCUUCCCAUCAGCUCAGGCCACCGCAGCCUUCCAGACUCGAUACUCGGACAUUUUCCCCACCAAGGUGUGUCUGCAGCUGAAGAUCCGGGAGGUGCGGCAGAAGAUCAUGCAGACGGCCGCGCCCUCCGACGUCUCCGCGUUAGGGAUCCCCGACUCUCUGUGCUCCAUGCCCGGCCCCUCGGGCUCCCAGGCAGGGGAGGGCUCUCUGCGGGGGGGCGGGGACCUGCAGGACGACGAUAUGGAGGGGGGGGCGGAGGGGAGCCCUGAGGACCCUCGGGAUUCACACGACUUUUCAAGAUGAGGGAUUGCUGACAGAUUAGACCAAUCAGUGACUGUUGACGUCACACAUUUCCACCACCCCCCCCCCCACAUGCUUUUUAUAAUUUUUUAUUCUUUUAAAUCACUCCCUCCUCUGGUCUGAUCAUUAUUCCUUUCUCUGAGAUGUUUGUAUGCAAUGUUUGGCCUUUUGUUUUUGGGUAAUGUGUCUUAUACCAAAAGAGGGAACUGACACACACACACACACACACACACACACACACACGCAUCCUACAAACUCUUAAUUCCCACACUUGACUCGACACUCUGUAUUAACCACCUUUGAGAACGUUGCCAGUGAACGAAGGACCGUUGUGAGACCCUCUUACCCCCGCUCUGAAACGGUUAAAAGUCAGCAGUUUUAAAACACGGACAUUAUGUUUUGAUAUUUGUUUUUAAAAGAGCAGUGAGUAUCUGCUUGAGGAACAACGUGUUUUAGAUGAACUGUUGGCGUGUGUGUUUUGGUUCCUGCUGACAUCAGGGGGCUGGGCCCUCAACAGCCGGAAACUAUUUGAUUGAGAAACAUCACCGCGGACCUGGAGAGAGAUCUCCUUUUUAUUGCAGACCUUCAGGGGAGGUCGAACCGGAGGGAACAGAUCGACUGAAACUCAUGGGCCAUCAUUCCUGCAAUUUCCUGUGUGUCCGAGUCCUCCCUUCUUGCGGCAGCACGUGGCACCGGGCGGAGCAUCCUGUGCCUCUCUGAAGGAAGGAGGUGGGAGUCACACAUCCUGGCUCUGAGUCCUAAAGGUCUGACACGGCCUUAAUCCUCGAUUGCCAAGCAGUUUUAUUCACUUUUUUAAAAUAAUUUGUAUUUAACAUUGUCAUAUUCAGUUUGCUGUUGUACUAUCCCUAUGGUUACUAUUACUCUUUAUAUCAUUGCAGUGACCCGGUCCUUGGUUCUGAUGUUUCCUUUAUAAGAUUUCUUGUAUUUGUUUUUAUAAUUUUGGAGGCAGGUGAGAGAAGCUGCUGCACACUUCCUCCUCCGUAGUCUUCCCUUCGCCGGCCUCUCGCCUCAGCAACCAGUUUCUUUUUUAAACGUGCAUUUCAAAGAGGAAUAACGUUUUUUAAAAUUCUUUCAAACAUAAUAACGGUAUGUUUUAGCCUCUCUAAGUUUGAUCUAUAGCCUCAAGACUUGUACAUCUCCUUCCUCCAGCCCUUUCCUUCCCUCCUUCCUACCUUUGUCACUUUAUUGCUCUCUCCAGACCUUUUUCAGACGUGCGGAGAGGAAACUGGAGGAAGAGAGGGAGGGUGAUGAAUCAAAGCGAGCGGUGGGAUCUACUGGUUGUGUCUUUGUGCAAGACUUGGUGUGUUGUAAAUAAUUACUGUAGAGUCAGUCGACUCGUUAUAUUAUUGAUAAGGGAAAAUCUGUCAUUGACUUUUAAGAAACGCAUUACCCAAGGUAAAACACAUGACAUGGAAAAAAAACAAAUAAUAAAUAUGGCUAUUAAUGUUUUUGUGUUCUACCCGUUGUUUUGCUGUUCCGGUACAGGAGAGGAAUUUAUAUGAAUAAUUUAAGUUUGUAUCUGUAUCUUUCAGUAUGCAAAUAAAAAUAGGUGUUCAAUUAAA
Molecule: messenger RNA, 9814 nt
Organism: Gymnodraco acuticeps
Lineage: Eukaryota; Metazoa; Chordata; Actinopteri; Perciformes; Bathydraconidae
Gene: cicb
Product: capicua transcriptional repressor b
Biological process (GO): regulation of transcription by RNA polymerase II
Cellular component (GO): nucleus
Molecular function (GO): DNA-binding transcription factor activity, RNA polymerase II-specific; RNA polymerase II transcription regulatory region sequence-specific DNA binding
Source: RefSeq, a predicted model, not a curated record